This is a messenger RNA of Owenia fusiformis, 852 nucleotides long. NCBI's taxonomy places the organism in Eukaryota, Metazoa, Annelida, Polychaeta, Sabellida, Oweniidae. The record is from the annotation of a GenBank genome assembly.
UUGGAGAUUGGCUGUGUAGAGAUAAUAAAAAGUGAGGGGGUUGAUAACACCCCGUCCACUUCCCUUAUCAGAUUGAUAAGAUCAAGAUCAGUAUACGUCAUAUUAAUAUAAGAUAAGAUCGAGGUCUCUUACAUAACAGCUCAUUUGCGACUAUAUAUAAGAGGAUAUCGUAUGAUGAGCCCACUCAAGGUUAAGAUCAUCAUUCCAAGAUGUUGUUCCUAACGCUAGUCUCCUUUGCUUUUGUCGGACUCACGACUGCAGCUUUUAAAGACGACUGCCUCAGAACCCACAAUCGCCUCCGUGCAAUGCACCGUAGCACUGGCUCACUGGUAUGGGACAACAAACUUGCCCAGCAAUCUGCAGCUUAUUCUAGGAAGCUUGUCCAAUUGGGACAACUCAAACACGACCGUUCACGUGGUAACGUCGGGGAGAACUUGUUCAAGCGAUCCAACUCGGCAAGAAACUGGCCUGUCUCCAACCGAUGCGGACCAGCAACAUUCCAAUGGUACGACGAGGCCAGGAAGUUCAGUUAUAACUACCCCAAUGGAGGAUUUUCAGCACGAACUGGUCAUUUCACCCAGCUUGUAUGGAAGGGCACUAGAACUGUUGGAUGUGGUGAAGCCAAAGGGAAGAACGGUAAAUGGUAUGUGAAUGUGAUCACCUGCAGAUAUGGCCCACCAGGCAACUACAAAGGGCAAUUCCAGAAGAACGUUUUGCCCCUCAAGCCAGGAAAGUCCUACCCCAGGAGUUGGAAUAAUGUAGGCCUAUACUAAGCCAACACGUCGAGUGUUUAUCUCUUUUGUGUAAUAUCAAAUUAUUUGAAUAAAAGAAAUCCAACACGUACAAGUGUCU